CUGGUCUCGGCGCCCGGGGAAGUGACCUCGAGUAUGACGAUGACGGCUCUCGAUGGUUUGCGCCAGGAACAGAAAAGGGCCCUUGGUUGAAUCAUCAUCCUGGGUACAUAAUCAGAUGGCUAGCCGGUCGCGUUGGCCCGCAGGGUCAGUCUCGUGCUUGCCGAAUUGCUGUAGGGGAAGAACGACCGAGACGGCAUACAGCUGAGAUGAGUCCUCCCAUAUUUGCUGCCUUGCGGAAGCAUCGCAUCAUGAACAAAAGAGGUUCGGCAGAUGUCCAAAACACAAAGGAGAAUUCCAGAGCCUCUUCAGUCGAAACCAGGAUCAGGAUCCCGAAUCCGAGAUCGACGGACUUGGUGGAGAGCCCUGCCUCAUCGACUAGACAGUAUGCAGGGCACGAGCCUUUGGUCGAAGACUUCCAUACGCGUAGCAUGCAGUCGAUGUCACCAACCCGAUCGAUUCCCGCUCGCCUUCCCAUACCCCUUAGAGUGUCGUCUGCCCACGGAGAUAUGCCCAGCUCACCCACUUUCUCCUAUGCAGAUAUGGACGACAGUGAUGACACGGCUCCACCAGACUUCUCUAGACGUGCAAGCGCUGGACGCGCAAGGAUGAUUGACGUCCCAAGAGUCAACCCUUUACUUCCACCGACACUUCCUCCGCACAUGCCAAUCUUUCGCAACAGCCACCAACGCAAGGCCAGAGACUCUGGAUCAUACAUUGGAACUUCUCAGCCAAAUUCACCUGAUCGCGAUCGAAUGUCGAUAGACACGGAGUACUUUCAGAACAACAAGAGACAUUCGGGUGAGUCAAUGGCACCGUCGUUCAAGGGCUUUUCUACAAAGGCGCCUUCAGUGGCACCUUCGAUGGCGCCCUCAAUACGCACUCUACCUCCUUUACAAGCACUAGGACCUGUCGACGAAACAGAUCGCAUGCAGCCUCUGCUCGAAGAUGACCCAGCGAAUUUUGAUCUCAUAGCCGCACCACCGGAAGAACUCCAAGGCUCUUACAGAUUAGAUGAACAUGCCGAGCAACUCUUUUCGCGAGACCAUCUACAAGCAAUCUUCGCCGACCGCAAGACACUUUUGAAGUUCACCAGCUUUCUCAACGCUUAUCGACCUCAGAGUAUACCCAUACUCGUCUUCUACAUGGAUGCUUUGAAGGCUUUGCGAGCGAUCAAGUAUGCAAACGCUGUUUCUUCAGCUUUGAGUCCUGUCUCGGGUUUGGAUUUUACUUCCACACCACCCCAGGCUAUACAGAAUGACGAGCUGCAGAGAAAGGCAGAUGAAGCCUUCGACUUGCUGGUCAGAGAGGAUCAACCAGCAUAUGUAACCUACACUUGGAUCUCCAUUGUUAGCACAAGCAUCCAGAGACGCAUUACAGGAACGCUAGCACCGCAUCUGCGAGAAGCAUCCGAAGGACUGGCAGAAGUGUUUUGCCUGACUGACCCUUCGAGACGAGACAAUCCGAUCGUAUUUGCCUCGGAAGAGUUCGCUCGUACAACGCAAUAUGGCAUGGGGUACUCGAUUGGACGCAAUUGCCGAUUCCUCCAAGGACCAAAGACCAAUCCACACUCUAUACGUCGGUUGGCCGAAGCUUGUAAAACACAGAGGGAGAACAGUGAGGUCUUUGUCAAUUAUCGACGCGACGGAAGUCCCUUCAUCAACCUGCUCAUGACAGCACCGCUAUUCGACUCGAAGGGCACCUUGAGGUACUUCAUCGGAGCUCAAGUCGACGUAUCUGGGCUAAUGAAAGAGAUGACGGGUAUGGAGGCACUUGAAAAGAUGUUAGAAUACAAUCAAAACCAGGGACACGAGACAAAUGGUCAACCGCAUCAGAGCGACGAGUUCGAAAGUCUGAGCGAGAUGUUCAAUACCACUGAGCUGGAGACAGUAAGACAAUGCGGUGGCCGUAUUCAUCGUGAGCAGAUUGACGAUGAACGAGAAGACGGCGUGCAGCCCCGACCACGCCUCCUGGUCAGAGAUGCCUCUUCCGAGGAGUUACUAAAUCAGUCGACCCAGCCGGCCAACGGCCCAUCAUCUGGUCCAGGUGGAGUGCAACGUAUGCCCGAGAACGGCAAACUAGAGGGUGUCUAUCAACACUAUCUACUUAUCCGUCCGGCCCCUUCCCUACGCAUCCUCUUCACCUCGCCAUCGCUACGCGUACCAGGAAUCCUACAGAGUCCCUUCCUUUCCCGUAUCGGUGGCUCUCCUCGCGUACGAUCAGAACUCGCUCAAGCAUUCACCGAAGGUCGUGGUGUGACAGCCAAAAUUCGAUGGUUGACACGCAUAGAGGAUGAUGGUGAGGACGAAGGUCGUAGUCGCUGGAUCCACUGCACACCUUUGCUCGGACACGGUGGUGCUGUAGGUGUAUGGAUGGUCAUUCUCGUUGACGAAGAGGGCAGUCAAAGCAAACGACGAUUCCGAGCUGCGCCACCCGUAAGUCAGAUCAUUGGAGGCAAGGAAUACGACCCGAGAGCUGUAAAGGAAAAAGAAGAAGCAGAGAGGUCAAGGAUUGAUCUGAUCGUCGAUGGAGAGCGACCUAGCAGUGGCUUCGCUCUGCGGCCCGAGACGUCGAGGCAAACGAGUAGAAGAUUUAGCGGUCAGGGGAGUAUUGGGACCGAUGGCUCUUUCGCGUUUAGAUGAUUGCAAGAAAGGGCAACCCGAGGAGAGACAUGAAGAUGAUGUAGAUAUGUGAAGCUAUGAUACCCCGAAUUGAUGUAUGCUUUUAUGAUCACCGCCAUGUCUUCCUUGCGGUGCAGUAUAUCGGUGGUUCCGCCAGAUGACGAGAGUGUAUCAAAAGCACCUCAAGAAAGCAGUCUUCACAUGCCUGGUAGCGUGUGAUUUGUCUUAUGC
Messenger RNA from Aureobasidium subglaciale EXF-2481, 2849 nucleotides. RefSeq lists its product as uncharacterized. Gene Ontology annotation, cellular component: nucleus. Bases 207 to 2639 code for a protein of 810 amino acids. NCBI's taxonomy places the organism in Eukaryota, Fungi, Ascomycota, Dothideomycetes, Dothideales, Saccotheciaceae. The record is from RefSeq and is a predicted model, not a curated record. The transcript is spliced from 2 exons.